Messenger RNA from Nothoprocta perdicaria, 5675 nucleotides. It is a transcript of the gene TRERF1, whose product is annotated as transcriptional regulating factor 1. Gene Ontology annotation, cellular component: histone deacetylase complex; transcription regulator complex. Lineage: Eukaryota; Metazoa; Chordata; Aves; Tinamiformes; Tinamidae. Gene Ontology annotation, biological process: negative regulation of DNA-templated transcription; regulation of transcription by RNA polymerase II. Gene Ontology annotation, molecular function: transcription corepressor activity. Bases 415 to 3903 code for a protein of 1162 amino acids. The transcript has 16 exons. The record is from RefSeq and is a predicted model, not a curated record.
AUUUUAUGACUUGUUGGAUUCUGAAUAGAGGGAGGAGAUGCAUCUGAUAAGAUACAUCACUUUGAGAUCACAGCAUGAAAGCAGCAUGAAAUGUUAUGGCGAAGACAGCACAGCAAGAAACAGCAGUCUCACAAAUACUCACAAAUCAGGUGCCUGGUGCCCUGAACCUAUUAACUGUGCAAGAUUUGUGCUUUGGUCCUCUCUUGAAGAUGUGAAGCAACGUCGAGUCUGAAAUUGGAAUUACUAAUAGACUGGAGGAAAUCUUAGUCCUUGUGAUACACACAGACAUGCUGAAUUAUAAGUAAUUCUAGCUUCUUUUCCCCUCCCCUCCCCUUCCCUUAUUCAGCUAUCUCAGGGUUCAUAGAGAUUUCAAUGGUUUGUGUGCCUGUAAGUUUGGAGCAGAAGUGACCAAAAAUGGGGGACCAGCAAUUGUAUAAAACCAACCAUACUGCCAACAGCAAUGAGAACUUGUACUACCAACAGCACCAAAUGAACUCCCUUCCAUCCAUAAAUCACAGUUAUGGGACAUCUGUCAUGGAUGCUCCUCAGGCGUCCCCACUGUCCCCGCCGUUUCCCCAAGAUUCAAGGGACAGUGUAGCUUUGCCUGGAGGGUCAAAAAGUCUUGGGUCAAUGGACACAUCUAGACAAACUAGUUGGACGCAUUCUGUCUCAGGAAACCAUGUCCCUUUAAGGAACAAUCUGAAUAAUCAAAAUGCAAUGUGGAGCCCCCUGGGCCCGGGCGAGUCUCAUGACGGAUACCAAUAUUCUUAUUCUCAACCUAGUGAAAAUCGAUCACAAAAAAUUACCAGUGGGGUCCUGCAUAAAUUGGACUCCUUUACGCAAGUCUUUGCGAACCAAAAUCUACGAAUUCAAGUCAACAACAUGGCUCAGGUUUUGCACGCCGAGUCUUCGCUAGCGGAUGGUUCUGGGGACAGUGCACUCAGGCAGCUGCUCUCUCAGAAGCCAGCGGUGGAGCAACAGCCGGCAACUUCCAGCGUGCAAAGAUACCAAACGGGACCGCAGCAAACACACCCCAAUUUUGCAAACGCGCAGCAAAAGCAACAAAUGCAAGUCAUGCAGCACCCCCAGCUGUACUAUGACUACCAGCAGCACUUAUCGCAGAUGCAGAUGCACUCUGCCUUUCAGCCAGGACAGCCACACGUGCAGCAAAUGCAGUCUGCGCAGCUGCUGCCGCAGCAGAUGCAGCACUUGCCGCAGCCUCAGUACUACGCUCAGCCGCAGCAGGGCCACCAGCGGCUCUCCGUGCAGGAGCUCCAGCAGCAGCAGCCGGCCCGGCAGCAGCCACAGAGGCAGUGUCCAAUGCAAAUAGCUCAGUAUUACCCAACGCAACCUGUCGUGCAGCAGCAGCAACACAUGCAAUUGCAGCUUCCUCCGUACCACAGGGAAGCUGAUCCAAAGACUAUGCAUGAACCACACCAGUACUCUCAGGAUCCGAGUCAUCCUGUACAGCUCAUCCAGUUGGGAGCAGUGCCUCAGUAUUGCUACCAAGACCCCCAUGAACAGUAUAGGCAUUUGUACCCACAGAGUUUACUGCAGCAGCAAGAGGAUCAGCAAAAGCAAUAUCCAAAUGAGAGCCGAGGCCCCUCUCUGAACUCUCACGUUGGCCUCACUCCACCAGAGACAGCGGAGGAUCCAGCACAGCAGGAGGCUAGUUCUGUAGGCAACACUGUUCCUCAUCGAACCCUUCUGCCACUGUCGGGAGCUCAUCUGAACAACAAAAGCUCUCAGCAAGACUCUCCCAGCACUAUGUGGCCUCAGCAGAUGCAACUGUCAGAUGGCAGACUGCAGCCACUGUCCCCAGAACAAAGUGGCCAGAACAGAGAAGCAUUUCCUGAGAGAGGUGACGUGAAGAACAAGCUAACAUGUUCAAUAUGCUUGAAGGAGUUUAAGAGUUUGCCUGCUCUGAAUGGUCACAUGAGGUCACAUGGAGGAGUGAGAGCAUCUCCUAACUUCAAACAGGAUGAAGGAGAGAAACCACCACAGCAGCCGCUGCCUAAAGAGGUGGAAAGCCUCGCACCCAUCGUCAUGCCAGUGUCUGUCCCUGUAAAGCUUCUGUCACCCGAGCCCAGCACGCAGCCCUCUGCCAACUCUGCCGCAGUCAAAGACAAGCCUGGCAAGCCCGUGUCAGAUGACGAGAUGCCCGUUCUCGUGAAGAUGACUUGCUCUCCGCCGCGCAGCCCCAAAGUGGCCAACCCCUGCUCGUCCGCUGAAAUCAGCAAAAAACCUCUUCCAAGUGCUGCAAAAUUAGAAGAAAACUUCAAACCGCUGCAGGACAAGAAGAAGUAUCGGCACAGACCCGAGCCUCUCUUCAUCCCUCCUCCCUCCUUCAACUUCAGCAUGCCCCACUCCGGUGCCACCCUGUACCAGAGCCAGCUGCGCUCGCCGCGCGUCCUCGGCGAGCACCUGCUGGAGCGGGCGCGCGAGCUGCCGCCCUACACUCCGCCGCCCAUGCUGAGCCCCGUGCGCCAGGGCUCCGGCCUCUUCAGCAGCGUCCUCACGGCGGCGCACGGCGCCGCGCACGCGCAGCUGCCGCUCACGCCGCUCACGCCCACGCCCCGCGUGCUGCUCUGCCGCUCCAAUAGCAUUGAUGGAAGUGUCAUUCCAGUGACGCCUGGGCCUGGAGAACAGACUGUUGAACCACGAAUCAAUAUUGGGUCCAGGUUCCAGGCUGACAUUCCUGAGCUUCAGGACAGAUUACUAAUGGAGAAAGAUGUGCACAAGGCUACUUUGGUUUGGAAACCAUGGCCAGAACUGGAGAAUAAAGUCUUCCAACAAAGAGUGGAAGACCUCUUAAAUAUGAGCUGUUCCAGUGUGUUGCCUGGUGGAGGAACUAACUCGGAAUAUGCUUUGCACUCUCUCUUUGAGGCUAAAGGAGAUAUUAUGGUUGCCCUUGAGAAGCUGCUGCUGAGGAAGCCAGUGAGAUUGAAGUGUCAUCCUUUGGCGAAUUACCACUACGCAGGCUCUGACAAAUGGACACAUCAAGAAAGAAGGCUAUUCAAAGAGGCUUUGUCUACCUACAGCAAAGAUUUUAUAUUUGUACAGAAAAUGGUUAAGUCUAAGACAGUUGCACAAUGUGUGGAAUACUACUAUACUUGGAAGAAAAUCUUGCGUUUGGGACGGAAGCACAGAACACGUCUGGAGAAGAAGAGAGAGGAAUGCCUGACAAGUGGAGAAGAGGAAGUUCUAGAGGAAGAUGAGGAGGUGGAAGAAGACAGAAAGGAAGAAAGAGAACUGCAGAAAUCUCCUGAGCCACCUGCUAUCCCUCUUGUUGGGCCUAUAGACCUGCCUGCCCUUCAGAGUCUCACACUUUCUUCAUCCUCCUUCAUCUGUGAAAUGCCAAACUGCGGCGCUGUGUUCAGUUCCCGGCAGGCGCUCAACGGCCACGCUCGCAUCCACGGGGGCACCAACCAGGUGACCAAAACGCGAUGCCCCUUGCCGGGCACGAAGCAGAAGUCGGGUACGCAGAGCGGAUACUGCUCCAUCAAGAGCUCACCCGCCCACAGCACAACUAGCGGCGAGACCGACCCCACAACCAUUUUUCCUUGUAAGGAGUGUGGCAAGGUAUUUUUCAAAAUCAAAAGCCGCAACGCUCACAUGAAGACUCACAGACAACAAGAAGAGCAGCAAAGGCAGAAGGCUCAAAAAGCUGCUGUAGCAGCCGAAAUGGCAGCCACUAUCGCAAGAACUACUGGGCCUGUUGGGCAUGGUGUGAUCCCUCUGGAUCACAUGGGUUUGGUUAAACACGUUGAAAAUGUAGGUGAUGUGGAAGAUGACGUCGUUCAGGAGUUAGGUGACGUCAUGGAAGAGAAUGAAGUCGUGGAUGCUGACCUCUUGUUAGAUGAUGAAGAUGCAGACCUGCUGCACGAUGAUGCUGAGCUGUAAAUAAGAGUUGUUCCAUAGACAGCUACUAAACACAACCUGAAUGCAUCAAUCAGGAAACUUGGACUGCUUGUUAUUCCCCACUGAUUGUAAACUACCUGUUCAAAAUGAUAAUUCUUUUAUCCAGGUCUAGAAAAGAAAUCUGCUUUUUUUUUUUUUUUCUUUUUUAUUAAUUUGUGUUUUGGGGCAAAAUAAAUAAUUGGUACAAAUAUUCUUACAAAGUGUUUUUAUCUGGGCUCGUUUUGCUGAGAUCUUCCAAGGCCAUUGUUUAGAGGAGUUUGUGGUUCUGCUGUCAUUUCCCUCCAGCCUUGCACAGUAGGGUCUUUAGUCUUUAAAUCUUCCAAGUUUCAUUUUACCUCAUUUACAAGAAUUAUAUUCACACCUUCCUGAUGGAUUUUUUUGGUUUAUUUUUUUUGGCCUGCUCUGGAUCACUUCCAGCAUCUUAUGGAGACUAAAUGUCAUCUCUGUUAAGGAGGUGAUUACAUUCCUUUUCUUUGUGCUGUCAUUUUAAGAGAGGUGAAAGAAAAAAAUAAUUUAAAUGCCAAGUAAUUACAGGAGUGAUUGUAUCAUCCGUAACAUCACGGUACCUUUUCAGUUCUGUCUUGCCUUAAUGCACGUGUGAGGCAGUUGGUAAAGGUAUUGGUUGAACCAUUCCCUUCAGAGCUUCCGUUUUUAGCAGGAUAUUGAUCCUCUGAUUCUAACAUGACCUAAUUCAAGGAAUGAAGAAAGAAGAUGAUUGUGCCGUUGCUCCCUUCAGCUGAAGGGAACACUGAAUCAGGAACACUGCCUUGUUAAUCUGAUUGCACUGGAAAUAUAUUUUGCUGUGACAAUAAAUCCUACUGUUGAAUAGCCAUCUCAGUAGAUUGAGGAGGAUGUAUUCUCCAGCAGUUUAGGAGCUGCUUCUCCCACCAGGCAAAUACAGGGAGAUGUUCCUGCCCAAGGGGCAGGCUGGGGGGAGAUGUGCCUUCAGCAGCACGUGUUGCCGUUUCUGUGCCAUGUUUGGUCCUCCUUUUCUUCGUGUGUUAAAUUCAAAUUUUGUUCAUUUAGUAAAACAUGCACCAAAGGUGAGAAGAUGCUACUGUUUAAUUACUCUUUCUUCCCCCUUAGGCUCAGAUUUACAUGCUGGGUUUCUAACUCCACUUAUGUAAGCUUGGAUCUGGUUCUCUGUGUAAGCUGACUCUCAAAAGAAAUGGACUUAAAUCACAGAAGGAAUUGCAGUUAGGUUAUAUGGACCAUCAGUUACAAAAUAUGAGAGUACAGAUUUUGCCACAGGUAAUGGCACUGAUUUUCUUGUGAAUAUUGUGCAGUAGAAGAGCAUUGCUGAUUUUAUAAAGUGUUUUGUAAGACUGAUUUCAGAUCUUCCAAUUUCAUUUUUUUUUUAAACAGCAUGGUAUUUUUUUCCCUUGCAUUCCUGACAUCUUAACCAGAAUCUGAGGGAUUGGAUCUUAUUUUCUACUGCCUGUCCUUCUUGUGUAACUAUGCAAAAUGAGGGUAAACCGCAGCGCUUUGGUUUAGGAGUGUGGGACCACAGGUUCAAAACCAGUGGCACCAGGGGCAGAGAGUCUCUGUCAGAGCCAAACACGGGAAGCCAAAUGACCCGAUGUUUCUGCUUCAGGUCAAAUGUUCUGAUAUUUAAGCCCUUCGAUAGUUGCAGCCCUUCAGGAGCAUGGAAAUCACUUCCCCAUUUCAGGUUAGCGAGGUUCCUGUGUGCGUGAGAUGUUUCGCUAUUUUGGGGUUGUUUCCCAUUUGUGUUGUUUGUUUGCUUGUUCUGAGGU